Exophiala bonariae is the source of this 1029-nucleotide messenger RNA. RefSeq lists its product as uncharacterized. The transcript is spliced from 4 exons. NCBI's taxonomy places the organism in Eukaryota, Fungi, Ascomycota, Eurotiomycetes, Chaetothyriales, Herpotrichiellaceae. The coding region runs from base 1 to 1029 and encodes 342 amino acids. The record is from RefSeq and is a predicted model, not a curated record. Gene Ontology annotation, cellular component: nucleus.
AUGAGUUCCAAACGUAUUCUCGUGAUUGGCGGCACUGGAGCACAAGGCUUCGCAGUGGUCAAAGCACUUCUCAACGCAUCGCCCGCAUUUACUGUCCGAGUCCUCUCUCGUAACCCAGAUUCUCCACAUGUGCAGUCAACAUUCACGGGCCUGCCUGUCGAGUUUGUCAAAGGGUCAUUCAUGGACUUCGACACCGUCGAGGCAGCACUUCAAGAUUGUUAUGGUGUUUAUGUAAACACGGAUGGUUUCACCGUCAACGAGGCGGAUGAAUUAUGGGCGGGAGUGCGCAUCUUCGAAAUUGCCAAUCAGAUCCCAACACUUCGCCAUUUCGUGUAUGCAAGUAUCGACUACUACCUGCAGCUCACAGGUUUUAAUAAGAAGUAUGGUGCACAUCACACAAAUGGAAAAGGGCGUGUGAACUCCUACCUACAAUCCCAGGGCUCAUCGACAAGCGAGACUGGUCUGACAUGGACGAUCUUGAACACCGGAGCAUACGAUGAGGACCUCUUUGGCGGCCCUUUUGUCGCCCACAUUGAUCCUGAAGAUGGGACUCGUACCUUUGCCCUCCCACUCGGCGAAGGUCACAUUCCAUUCGAGACUCUGCAGGACAAUGGCAUCUUCGCUGUCAAGAUCUUCCAAGAUCGCGAGCGUUGGUCCGGUCAGACUUUGAAUGCUGCAUCGCACUUCACGACUGGCAAAGAACUGGCCGAGACAUUGGCCCGAGUGGCAAAUGUCAAGGCUGUGUACAAAAACGUUAGUAUCAAGGAAUGGGCCGAUGCACUCCCAUUUGCCGAUGCCCCUGUCGCAAGCAUGUAUCCUGAUGGGAUCACCGUCAGGGAGAACUUCACCAUGUGGUGGCCAGGGUUUCAAGACAGCAUUCUGAAGCCCACGAGAGACAUGGCUUUGUUGCGGGAGAUCAAUCCAGACUUGGAGACCCUGGAAGGAUGGAUGCGAAGAGUUGGAUAUGAUGGAACUGGGAAAGGAGUGCUGAAAGGUUGGAUUGAUGCUGGAAUUGGACCGAAGCCUUGA